Ceraceosorus bombacis is the source of this 4320-nucleotide messenger RNA. The record is from the annotation of a GenBank genome assembly. Lineage: Eukaryota; Fungi; Basidiomycota; Exobasidiomycetes; Ceraceosorales; Ceraceosoraceae.
AUGACCAAUCCAUCAGCACUGCACCAGCCUGCCCAGUACGAUGCAUCCAGUGCCAAAUCUUCCAGCGCUGCUUCACCGGGCGUCGCGUCGCUCAGGUCUCGCUUCGAAGCUAUGCAAUCCGCCAGCUCGCGGCCACCAGUGCAUACCAGCAACGGCUACAUCAGAGGCCAGUCUUUCCCAGAGCAGCGCAGCAGCGUAUCGAGCGGCGCUAUGAAUGGAAGGAAUGCCGCUGCAUCCAGCUCUAUGCCUGCUCCGCCCAUCUUGCGACACGGGCCUCGAACUCCACCCGCCUUGCCAUCCACAUCCGCUCCAUCCAUGUUCGGUGCGGAGCUGCCUGUGCCCACAGACAGCCCUACAACAAUACAAAAUCCAGCGAGCGGCUCCAGUCGCGCCCCCAUCUACACAACCGAAAGGGGUCCCUUGCCAGACCCACCCAAAGAAAGAAGGACGCCUCCUCCACCUCCUGACCGAGCGCGCGCGAACGGUCAACCCGGCGCACAGGCUCAGUCACAGGCUCGCGCCUACAACAACGGCCCUGUCACCAGCUUCACUGCAGGCGAGCCAAUGCCUGUCCCCACGUCUGCUGCGCCGACCUGGCUCCACGCUGCGGCUCCUCGAGUGCCUGUUCGGUCUCGUGGCAUGCUUCCACGUGACAGCAGCAAGGCUUCUUUAGGAUCCAUGGCGGCCAUAAGCAUGGAAUGGGCAGAGGAAACCGACGCACGCAGCGCUGCGGACUCUGCUGCUGCUGCGUCUUUGCCUUCCAGAGGUAGAGCAUCAGUGUCGUCCUCUACCAGCUCCACCAUUGGUCGCCCUCCCAUACCGACCCGUCCAGCGGCGACUCAAUCAGCAUCUCAGCCCAAUUUGGCUAGUCGUCGCCCAGAAGCUAGCGCUUCUCAGACACAUUUGUCCCCGCCCCUGCCUGCUCGUCCGGUCGCUUCGACCGCGCAUGUCGGCAGUGCACGACCUUUGAGCACCACGAAUGCUCCUCCGAUCCCGCCAUCUAGGCCAAACUUUACCUCUGAUUCGCCAGACACGAUCAACAAGGCUCGUCCUCUUCCGCCACCUUUGCAUCCGUCGCUCGCCUCGCAACAUGGCGCCUCACUGCCUAGUGGUAGCAAAACAGCUCCGGUAACACGUCUGCCUUCUCCGGAUCUACCUCCAACAGCUAAAGAUGCAGCAAUUCAGCUUCCCCCUCCUCCUCAACGCGCUGCUGCCCGUUUGAGCCCCGAUAUUGGGGGCGCAGCCUUGCUCAAGCCUGGUUCGUCCAAUCGUUCCAGUACCUCGACGCCCUCUGGUCGAAGCAGCUCUCAUGGCAUGUCACCGGACGAGCUCGAAGAGAGCAGCGAGUCAUCGGGAGAUAACGAAAUCUCGCCGACUACUUCAGGACGUGCUGGAGUGGCGAUAGGCCACGCACAUAUGUUUUCUUCAUCGCCAAUAUCCAGGCAGAUUUCCUCCGGCGAAGCUCCUCACUUUGCAGCCUCCCUUCCUGAUGCCAGUAGGAUCAACCGGCGACCUCCCUCCCUGCCCUCCUCGACGACUAUCCUCAAGAACAGCUUUGUGUGCGCAGCGCAGCGAGGCAAGACUUUAGUCACUGCUCAUCACAGCGGCGAAAAGUUGAGGGUGUACAGGGUGGGAGUACCUGAAGGAAGGGUCAGCUUGGAGAGUGGCUGGCACGUCAAUUGCUUGCUAUUUGUGCCACCUGCUGCUGGAGCUGCCAAGUUGGCUCACGAGAUCCAAGAAGCGCAAGAGAGGUGGUUGUGGGCUGGAACGAAAGAGGGACACGUCCUCCUCGUCGAUUGUGUAGAGGCAAGAGUGGUCAAGCAUCAUAGCCUGCAUGGGGAGGCUAUCAGACUGCUUAGACGCGUCGGCAGCAACGUUGUCGCGGUGGACGAGGGCGGAAAGGUGAGUGGAGCAGCUAUUCUACCCAAGGGAUGCAGCUCACAUCUCGGUCUUUCUUUGUGCUGCUUCAGAUCAGCGUCUGGCCGGCCGCUCGCGUUGACGGAUCGAACCUUGACUCGCCGCCGAUCACGCAACGCAUCUCCCUCGAGAAAGCUUCGACCAUCUUCAUCGUUGGCGAUCAGCUGUGGGUCUCGUGCGGACCCGACACGCGAAGCGGCGUGACUUCGAGCGGAGCUCAUGCGAAGAGCACGUUGAGGAUUAGAGUGUUCAAUCCGUUGAGCGAGACGCAACCUUUCAAUGCGGUAUCGAGACCUGUUGGAAUGACGCCUGAUCAGCUCAAGGAAGGCGUCGGAGCUGUCACUGCCGGGACCGUCAUACCUUCCCACUCGGACAAGGUCUAUCUUGCGCACGAUUCUGGACAUGUGAGUACAUACGUGCCUCGCGGUCGCUUCGAGGCUCGGACGGGGAGCAUACUGACGUGGCGCUACUUUGUGACCUGUGAUUGUAGAUUUCGGUCUGGUCACGAUCGACGUACUCUUGCGUCGUUGUGCAGAAGGUGCUUCCGCAUGGCAUCAGCGCUCUCCUAGGUGUUGACAACGUACUCUGGAUGGGCAGCAGGGAUGGCUUUAUACACGUGCUGGACGUGUCUGGGCCCGUACCGUGGGUGUUCCUCAAGCGAUGGAAUACCGGCGACCCCGUGGUCAGCUUGCAAAUCGAGACUUCUUCACUCGACAUUGGUCAAAUGGUGGUGCUCUCCACUUCUAGCGACAGCGUUCGAGCCUGGGAUGGUACACUGGCGCAGGAUUAUGUGGACCAGAGGUUGUCGGAACCCUCGCUGGAAGCCCGAUUCAGCUCUUUUAGACAUCUUAGACUCCUUCAAGUGUCUUACAACAUCGACUCGGCUUCGCCCGAAGCUCUAAAUACUGCGGACAGCGUAGGUUGGUUGCGAGAUGUUCUGACCAGCACACAGCUCCCGGACGUCAUUGUCUUUGGACUGCAAGAAGUCGUCGACUUGACGGAUAGGAAAGUGGGAGCGAAGAGCUUAUUGCUGGGAUCCAAGGCCAAGCAUGCGCCCGAGCUGGCUGAUCGCAUAUCGACGCAGUACAGGGCCUGGGAACAAAAGCUGGUGCAAUCCGUCAGGGCAGUCAUGCCGCCCGAAGAACCGUACGACGUCAUAGCUGGCGGACCCAUCUUUCUCGUGGGACUUUUUCAGAUCGUCUUUGUAAGACGCAGAGAGAUGGCCAGCGUGAAACAUGCUGCUGUUGCCACCGUCAAGACUGGCUUUGGAGGAAGAGCGGGAAAUAAAGGAGUGACCAUCACUAGAUUCGUCCUAGAUGAUACCAGCAUCGCAUUUGCCAAUUGUCACUUGGCAGCAGGUCAAUCGAAAGUGAAGCAGAGAAAUGCCGACUUGGCCGAGGUGAGUCAGGGAUCUCGGCUGUGGGACGGAGUGCUCCGAAUGGCAUGACUGUCGCUCAAAGAUCUUGCACGUUCCCCCUCUUACCUACUUGCCCCGGCUAGAUCCUCGAAGCGACUCCUUUUGAUGGCAUCCUCGCGGAUCCCUCCGCCUUUAUGGGAGGCGGCGAUGGAGCAAUGCUCUGUGACCACGAGGUGAGAAGUACGCCGGUUUUCCCCUACUAGGCGCAGAAGACAUUGUCCUCAUCGUGCGCUCCUCCUUCCCUCUUGAUCUCGCUUGCAGCUUCUGUUCCUCUCCGGAGAUCUCAACUACCGCAUCGACGAGAAGCGCUCGGCGUGCGUGGCACACGUGGAGAGCGGUCGACUUGACCCGCUCUUGACCAAGGAUCAGCUCUUGCGAGAGAUGCGACACAAUCCCACCUUUCGAUUAAGAGGCUUUCAAGAGGCUCCCAUCACUUUGUGAGUUCUUUGAGCUACACGCAUGUUGAUCUGAACAGCACUGAUAGGUACUUGUGCUUGCUCUUUGUAGCCCUCCGACUUACAAGUAUGUGCGCAAUAGCACGGAGUGGGACAAUUCGGCCAAGAUGCGCGUACCUGCUUGGUGCGAUCGCAUACUUUGGCUAGGCCGCGAAGCCGACCGCGUCCGAUCGCUGCAGUAUAGACGUUGGGAACCGAUGUGCAGCGAUCAUAGACCCAUGUGAGUACAUGUAAGCGCUGAGCGAUACAUUUCAAAGAUGUCUCGAGACUGACGAUACUUUUUCCUUUUUGGCGCUGUAGCUCGGCUGCGUUCGAUAUUAGGAUCAGACGCGACGACUUGUCCGAGAAGAAGGCUGCGCAGGCUCAAGUUGCCUACGAAUGGCAAGCCGUACAGGCGCAGCUACUCAAACGUGCCAUUGUGAGUUGUGGAGAAGGCUGGCACGAGCGCUUUCUUUGAUUGAUCUUACGAAUACUGACGCUGCGCUGUGGACUGCUUGAAUGCUUUAGAGCUACUAUACCGCUUACUUGUGA